GUCCCGUGACUGCUGUGUGCGAGUCGCCCCACUGACAGCAGCGCUGUGGCGACUAAGCUAAGCUAAGCUAAUCCAGGUACCUGAUCACAGGGAUGCCUCACUGUCCUCUGCACGUCCGCGUUAUUUAACAGCCCAACAACUGAAGAUUUACCGUCAGAGGAGCUUUUGAAAGAGGAGAAGAGACUGAGAUGAGAGCUGUUCUGGCAUUUCUAUACAUCUGUAUAUCGGUCCCUGUGAUCAGAGGCACCCUCUCAAAAACAGAUGCCAAAAAGUCCAGUAAAGUGCAGGAGGCUGAGACAGUGGUAGCGGAGCGGCCAGUGCAGGAGAGGGGCCUGGUAGUGACAGACCCGCAGUGGAGGGAUGUAGUCAGAGAAGAAAAGAGAUAUUGCCUUCACACCAUACCAACACGCCACUUCCAGGGAGCAGUGUUGGGCUACAUCACACCGUGGAACUCCCAUGGCUAUGACAUUGCUAAGUUGUUUGGGCCUAAGCUGACCUCAGUAUCUCCAGUGUGGCUGCAGCUCCGACGCAGGGGGCCAGAGAGCUUCCAUAUCACCGGCCUGCAUGACCACGACCCUGGUUGGGUCAAAGCUGUGAGAAAAGCAAACAAAAAAAAUAAAAUAUUACCUCGGUUGUUAUUUGACGGCUGGUCUUACCAGGACUACAUGAGUGUGCUGGACAGUGAGGAUGAGAUUGAGGAGAUUGGAAGAGAGGUUGUUGAGGUGGCGAAGGCAGAGGGAUUUGAUGGCUACACUCUGGAACUGUGGAGUCAGCUGGGAGGCAACAAGAGAAAGGAGUUGGUUCACCUGGUCACACACCUGUGCAAGUUCCUGAAGGCUGGGAAACUUACCUGCAUUCUGGUCAUUCCUCCAGCUGUCAGCCCUGGGACAAACCAGCCAGGCAUGUUUGGGAAGGACGACUUUGAGAAGCUGGCCCCCCACGUGGAUGCGUUUAGUUUGAUGACUUACGAUUAUUCCAGCCCUGGCAGGCCCGGCCCCAGCUCCCCUCUGCCUUGGAUGCGUGAGUGUGUGUUGAAGCUUGCCCCACAGACCCAGUGGAGACACAAGAUCCUCCUGGGUCUUAACCUGUAUGGCCUUGACUUCUCCACCCACGGAGGAGCAGAGCCCCUGUUGGGGGGCAGGUACACUGAGCUAUUGAAGGAAGUCAAGCCUAAGCUACUUUGGGAUGAGUACUCAGGAGAGCACUAUUUCAAUUACAGAAGGAGUAAUGCAGUGAAACAUGUAGUCUAUUACCCAACUCUGCAGUCUCUCCAGCUACGAAUUGCUCUGGCAGCUGAACUGGGCACGGGAAUUUCAAUGUGGGAACUCGGACAGGGCUUGGACUAUUUCUAUGACCUUUUGUAAAUUGGACUGGGACCACUAAUGCACACAUGCACACACACAUAAAAUGUGUUUCAUCUUUACAAAGGCUGAUGUGUUAUGGUGCAUUGUUAUUUAUGACAAUGCCAGUGCUGAGCAUGCCAAUAAAAUUAUUUUUACUAUU
Messenger RNA from Colossoma macropomum (tambaqui), 1503 nucleotides. It is a transcript of the gene chid1, whose product is annotated as chitinase domain containing 1. Gene Ontology annotation, biological process: carbohydrate metabolic process. Lineage: Eukaryota; Metazoa; Chordata; Actinopteri; Characiformes; Serrasalmidae. Gene Ontology annotation, molecular function: oligosaccharide binding; chitin binding. Gene Ontology annotation, cellular component: extracellular region. Bases 189 to 1364 code for a protein of 391 amino acids. The record is from RefSeq and is a predicted model, not a curated record. The transcript has 13 exons.